AUGAGGCCUCUCACCGACACCGAGACCCAGACGCUCUUCACCAAGCUGGCCAACUACACCGGCCGCUCGCUGAACCACCUCAUCGCCCCGCAAAACGGCCCCGACAACGACCGCCAUGUCUUCCGCAUCCAGCACAACCGCGUCUACUACGUGCGCGAGAGCAUCGCCAACCUCGCCACCAGCAUCGCCCGCCCCAACCUGCUCUCGCUCGGCACCUGCAUUGGCAAGUUCACCAAGACGGGCAAGUUUCGCCUGCACAUCACCGCCCUGGACGCCAUUGCUCCCCACGCCCGCUACAAGGUCUGGAUCAAGCCCAACGGCGAGAUGCCCUUCCUGUACGGCGGCAACGUGCUGAAGGCCCACGUCGGCCGCUGGAGCGAGGACUGUCCCGAGCACCAGGGCGUCGUCGUCUACUCCAUGGACGACACCCCGCUGGGCUUCGGUGUCACUUCCCGCUCCACUGCUGAGGCUCGCCGUCUCGAUCCGACCGGCAUCGCCACCUUCAGGCAGGCCGACAUUGGCGAGUACCUGAGAGAGGAAGACACCCUCUUCACCACCACCUGA
Molecule: messenger RNA, 564 nt
Organism: Diplodia corticola
Lineage: Eukaryota; Fungi; Ascomycota; Dothideomycetes; Botryosphaeriales; Botryosphaeriaceae
Product: 60s ribosome subunit biogenesis protein nip7
Exons: 2
Coding region: 1-564 (187 amino acids)
Biological process (GO): ribosome assembly; ribosomal large subunit biogenesis
Cellular component (GO): preribosome, large subunit precursor; nucleus; nucleolus
Molecular function (GO): RNA binding
Source: RefSeq, a predicted model, not a curated record